Molecule: messenger RNA, 1487 nt
Organism: Vitrella brassicaformis
Lineage: Eukaryota; Vitrellaceae
Source: the annotation of a GenBank genome assembly
GGACGGGCGAGGCAGACGAGGCGUGAUGUCCUCUGCUUUUGGGCCCUUUUUAGAGAAUCAGGCGGAUCGAUUUCAACUCAAAGCUGGACAACGAUGGUGCCUGUAGCGGUUCCUGCAGGCGAUGGCCCGUCAGAACACGGCCCUCCUUCUGAGGCAGCAAGCAUCCCUCCCGCAUCUAUUGCAGUCCCAAGCAGUGCCCAGAAGAAUGUCGGGACGGCAGAUGGGGCGGCAGGCCGGCCGCCGGGACCACCAUCAUCUCCAUCUGCAUCUUCAUCGAUGGCUGCCAAGGGUGUGGAGAAGGAGGUGGAAGUGAGUGGGGUUCAGAGUCGGUUGCGAGUCUACGAAACGGAGGAAGACCCGCCUGACGGCAUGUCCGAUCUUGAGGUCACCACACACCGAUGCACCAAGGCCCUAUACAUCAUGCCUACCUUGUGGCGUGUGAGUGUGUGUGUUUAGGUGGAUGUGUACGAGACGAUCAAGACGAUUCGCGACCCCGAGUUUCCCUACACCUUGGGCCAGCUGCGCGUCAUCACCCCCGACGGCGUGCAGGUGCACGAGAAGCCCGGCCUCACCCCACUCAUCACCGUCACCUUCAGACCCACCGUCGCCCACUGUGCUAUGGCGCAACAAAUCGGUACGCUCGGCCCGGGGCCGAUGGAUGUGGGGCCUGUCUGUCUGUGGAAGAGCAGGUGUGUGUGUGCAGGUUUGUGUAUCCGGUCGAAGCUGGAGAGAGAGUUUGGACAUGACAGGUGAGGGAGGGAGUGGAGUGGAAAGGCGAGGCACCCAUGGCGCGACGAGCAAUGUGUGUGCCGUGUCUGUCGUCGGUCAGGUACAAGAUCGACAUCUUCGUUGCAGAGGGCUCCCACAACGACAGCGCUGGCAUCACCAAACAGAUCAACGUAAGGACCAACGCCCACCUUCUCUCGCUCUGUGGGCUCACUGUGAGUGUUGCUGGCUGUGUGUGUGUGUGUGUGUGUUGGAUGUCAGGACAAGGAGCGCGUGUCGGCUGCCCUGGAGAAUCCCAUGAUUGUCAAGAUGGUCCGGGCGGCCAUCGAAGACCCCUACUGACUGGCUGACCGAUAGCGGGCCAGCCGUGUGCGUGGAGCGAGGGAUGAUUUGAUUGGUUAACGGCCAGAGCUGGUUUUUUGAGGGGGACAUACAUGGACAUUUCAUGCAGGCAGGCAGGCAUGUAGGCAGGCGAGCUGUUUUUGGGUGGCGAUUGUGGCGCCUUGCCUGCCAUAUUGGGUUGCAUUGAGUUGAGUUGAGUGAGAGGGGUGCUGAGCUGUGCUGGGAGGGAGGGAGGCCCAGUGUAGUGUACAUCACGGGGGGAUGUCUGUGGGGCAUUGCAUUGAUCACCGACGGAUGGAUGGAUGGAUGGAUGUACAUGCCAUGCCGGUCGGGUCGGCUGGUGGAGAAGAGAUGAGACACACUGCGGCGCACGUGUGUGUGGAUUUGCAGUAAAGGGUUGGUUGGCUGGUUGGUUGGUC